GGUCAGCACCUCCAUAUAAAUUCAAUAAGAGGAUAACUAGUUCUUAUACAUUGAGCAUAUAAUGUUUACAAGAGUAUGUUUUGCUUGGUCGCACCUUAAAAAAGACUCAGAGGCUAUCACAGGUGACUUGCAUAGUGGAAAAGAAGAAAGUAAACGCCCACGGGUGCUUCUAGCUUUCAUGCGAUGGGUGUUCGGCUUUCUCUGAGUUCACUGACUGGUAAUCAGGAAAUUCCCUUUAAGACACAAGCCCAGAUUCAGUGCGACAGACUGUGAUUUUAGUCGCUCGAGGGUGUUCAGUGAUCAGGAAGAGACUUGACGAGACGUUUCAGAAAGAGCCGAGCGAAUGAUUUAAUUCUGCAGUAUGGAAAUCUAGAUUGAUAAUGGUAGGUGAGGGAUGAAGGUUUGUAGGUGAGAGACACAUCAUACACCUUCGAUCAUGUCAAAAACGAAAAGCGACGAGGAGUUCACUUUCGUCAGUCCAGUGGUGAAAUAUUUACUUUUCUUCUUCAACAUGAUAUUUUGGAUAAUCGCACUGAUCCUGAUAUCUAUUGGAGUUUAUUCCAGGACGGUUAAACAUGAGACAGCGCUGGCCUGUCUGACGGUGGAUCCUGCUCUGUUACUGAUGAUAGUUGGCAUUAUCAUGUUCUUCAUCACAUUCUGUGGCUGUGUGGGUUCUCUGAGGGAAAACAUAUGCUUACUGCAGACGUUCUGCAUCAUCCUGACUAUCAUCUUUCUGCUGCAGCUAGUGGCUGGUGUUCUGGGUUUUUUCUUCUCAGACAAGGCACGUGGAAAAGUAACAGAUAUGAUUGACAACGCCAUCGAGCAUUACAGGGAUGACAUAGAUCUUCAGAACUUCAUCGACUAUGGACAAAAACAGUUUAACUGCUGUGGGGGAAUCUCCUACAUGGAUUGGUCUCAGAACAUGUACUUCAAUUGUUCAAAAGAGAACCCGAGCAGAGAGCGUUGUUCUGUGCCCUUCUCCUGUUGUCUGCUCUCCAAUGAGGAGAAUGUUAUAAAUACCAUGUGUGGUCAUAGGGUGCAGCAGCUGGAAUAUCUUGAAGCAAGUUCCUUCAUUAACACCAAUGGCUGCAUUGAUAAACUGGUGAACUGGAUCCACAGUAACCUGUUUCUGUUGGGGGGUAUUGCACUGGGCCUGGCCAUCCCACAGUUGGUUGGGAUUCUCCUCUCUCAGAUUCUUAUUAAUCAAAUCCAGGAUCAGAUUAAACUACAAAAUUACAGCCAACAACAUCGCUCAGACCCCUGGAGCUGAAACAGUCGA
Molecule: messenger RNA, 1279 nt
Organism: Carassius auratus (goldfish)
Lineage: Eukaryota; Metazoa; Chordata; Actinopteri; Cypriniformes; Cyprinidae
Product: tetraspanin-33
Exons: 8
Coding region: 437-1270 (277 amino acids)
Cellular component (GO): plasma membrane
Source: RefSeq, a predicted model, not a curated record